Dimorphilus gyrociliatus is the source of this 1757-nucleotide messenger RNA. The record is from the annotation of a GenBank genome assembly. NCBI's taxonomy places the organism in Eukaryota, Metazoa, Annelida, Polychaeta, Dinophilidae.
AUUGUAGCUCGACUAUCUCCUUGGAAACGAAGCACCAAGCGCUGUUAUAAAUAAAGCAAUAGCUCAAUAACUCUCUGUUUAUAUCCGUUGAUGUAAGUUUGGUCGAGUAACUUUGGAAAGAAUAUACUCAAUUAUUGUUAAAAUUUAGAUUGGAUUCAAAUAGUUAAUUAACUGUUUUUUAUUACUUAAAAACAAUAGAGUAUUACUUUGGAACGACCAACAAAAUGAUGCUCUCAAGACCUCGUCGAACAAGAGAGAUAACCGGUUCUCAGCCUCAUUCAGUGGGUUUGAUUGCCAAACCAACCAGUUCCGUUGCUCCGGAUAAAAUUGUUAGAGAGGCCAGAAGGCAGCAAGAACGACUGGAAGAGGCAGCACUGAUAGCGAAGCAGAAUAGAUUAGCGGAUAUAAAAAGUGAUUGGGAAACAACAACCAAUAGAAAAAUAAUGCUAAAUAAUGUUAAGUCGAAAAUGGCAGGAAUGAAGGCAGCUCGAACUGCUGAAUUAGAAAAUAGAAGAGAAAGAUUAAGACAACUGUUGGGAAGAGAAGAAGAUAGUUACAUAAAUGAGAUGGUCAAUAAAGAGGAAACACAAUUGGAAAGACAAGCUAAAAUGAGGGAAAAAGCUAGACUCUUAAGAGAAAAACGUGAAAGUGAGAGAAGGGCUUUUGCUCAAGAAAAGUUAGAGCAACAGUUUCGUUUACAAUGUGAAGAAUUACGAAGCACACAAUCAAAGAGGAAUGAGGAUCUCUUAGCUGCUGAAAGAUUGGAACAGAUCAGGGAGAAGGAACAAAAGAAGCUGGAUGAAAAGAAACAUGAAGAAUUCUACCACAAAAUGUGGGAGGCUGAUAUUGCAGCUAAAACUAAACGAGAAGAAGAGGAUGAAAGAAAGCGAAUGGCCGGUAAUGAUGGUAUGCUUGAAGUUCUCCAACAGCAAAUUGCUGCUCAUGAAAUGCAAAAAGAAGAAGAAAAGAGAAUAAAGAAAGAGGAAGAGAAUCUUUUAGCCGAAUCAAGAAGAUUGAGAAAGAUUGAAGAAGAAAGAGCUCUAAGGGAUAAGCAAAUGCGAGGACGUGAAACUAGAGAGAUGCUAGACCGUAGUAUUAAAUUGAAAGAACAGCGCAAAGCAAGAGAACUACAAGAAGAACUCGCUUUCGAUAUGAAACAGCUCGAAGAACUUUUAGAGGCUUCCAAGAAUGAAAUAAAAGAGCAAACUCAGAGGAAGAAGGAGCUUCGUGAAGAGGACGCCCGAUACAGACAGUAUUUACGUGACCUAAAAAUACAACAACAGAAAGAAGAAGAGGAAAUGGAUCGUAUUUGCAAUUUACAAAUACAAGACGCCUAUCGUAAGCAAACUGAACAGCGUCGUCUCGAAAGAGAAGCAAGAAAGAAGCUUUUUAAUAGAAUAAUUGCCGAGAGACGUCAGCAAAUAGAAGAUCGUAUAAAAGAGAAGGAAAGGGAAAAAGAGAUGAAUCGUAUUCUCGCCGAACAACAAAAGAAGGUCUUUGAACAGAACAGACUAGAAGAUUUGGAGAAGCAGAAAUUAGCCAAAGAGAAGCUAAAAGCUCAUCAAUACGACAUUCUCGGACAAAUUGAAUACAAUAACAGGCAAAGGGAAAUAGCUUUUCUGGAAGAAGAUAGAUUAAAUCUAGCUCAAAAUGCAGCUGAAGCUGAGUACAGAGCUAAAAUUGCCGAAGCUCUUCAAGACGUUAGCGACCCGUAUCUACAUCCCAUGAGAAAGGCUUUAUCCGCUAAAAGACGAUAA